Messenger RNA from Dromaius novaehollandiae (emu), 4417 nucleotides. It is a transcript of the gene PPP3CB, whose product is annotated as protein phosphatase 3 catalytic subunit beta. The record is from RefSeq and is a predicted model, not a curated record. Bases 387 to 1751 code for a protein of 454 amino acids. Gene Ontology annotation, molecular function: calmodulin binding; calmodulin-dependent protein phosphatase activity. The transcript has 13 exons. Gene Ontology annotation, cellular component: calcineurin complex; cytoplasm. Lineage: Eukaryota; Metazoa; Chordata; Aves; Casuariiformes; Dromaiidae. Gene Ontology annotation, biological process: calcineurin-mediated signaling.
CCCGCGCCGCCGCCGCGCCCUCCGCCGGGCGGCCCGGACCGCCGCCCGCCCCGCGCGGAGGCCUCGCCCCGCGGGGAGCGGAGUUUCGCCACGCUCCCUAACGGCCGCGCUGGCGGAGCGAGGAGUUUCGCCACGCUCCCGUAGUCCCCUCGUGGGGUGGCGGCGCGGUGCAUGCCGGGCCCGAGGCGGACUGUCCCCUGCGCUGCGAGAGGAGCUGGGAGCCGCGCCUGCCGCCAUGUUCCUGCGGGCCGCCGCCGCCCGGGGCCUCUAGCCGCCGCCGCCCCCGCCCCGCGCGCGCCCGUCCCCGCCAGCCCGGGGGGCGCCGCGGGCGGACGAAGGCUCCGCCGCGCCCAACCGCCGCCGCCGGAGCCCGGCAGCGCCCAGCGAUGUCCGCCAAGGAGGGGAGCAAGGUGCUGCUGCUGCCGCCCCACAGCACCAGCGAGCGGGCCGUCAAGGCUGUCCCUUUUCCACCAACACACCGCUUGACCUCUGAAGAAGUAUUUGACACAGAUGGAAAACCCAGGGUUGACAUUUUGAAGAACCACUUAAUAAAGGAAGGUCGAGUGGAUGAAGAAAUUGCACUUAGAAUCAUCAAUGAGGGUGCUGCAAUAUUACGGAGGGAAAAAACUAUGAUAGAAGUUGAAGCUCCAAUUACAGUGUGUGGUGAUAUUCAUGGCCAGUUCUUUGAUCUAAUGAAGCUGUUUGAAGUGGGAGGAUCACCUGCUAACACAAGAUACCUCUUCCUCGGUGACUAUGUAGACAGAGGUUAUUUUAGUAUAGAGUGUGUGCUGUACUUAUGGGUCCUGAAGAUUCUCUACCCAAACACAUUAUUUCUUUUGAGAGGCAAUCAUGAAUGCAGACAUCUAACAGAAUAUUUUACCUUUAAGCAAGAAUGUAAAAUAAAAUACUCAGAAAGAGUCUAUGAUGCUUGCAUGGAAGCUUUUGAUUGCCUCCCUCUUGCUGCCCUUUUAAAUCAACAGUUUCUUUGUGUUCAUGGUGGACUUUCACCAGAAAUAAACACACUAGAUGACAUUAGGAGAUUAGAUAGAUUCAAAGAGCCUCCAGCAUUUGGACCAAUGUGUGAUUUACUGUGGUCAGAUCCUUCAGAAGAUUUUGGAAAUGAAAAUUCACAAGAGCACUUCAGUCACAAUACAGUCAGAGGGUGCUCCUACUUUUAUAGCUAUCCAGCAGUUUGUGAAUUUUUGCAAAAUAAUAAUUUGUUGUCAAUCAUUAGAGCACAUGAAGCACAAGAUGCAGGUUAUAGAAUGUACAGGAAAAGUCAAACUACAGGGUUCCCGUCAUUAAUAACAAUUUUUUCAGCACCUAAUUACCUUGAUGUCUACAAUAAUAAAGCUGCUGUAUUAAAAUAUGAAAACAAUGUGAUGAAUAUUCGUCAGUUCAAUUGUUCCCCUCAUCCUUACUGGCUACCAAAUUUUAUGGAUGUUUUCACGUGGUCAUUGCCAUUUGUUGGAGAAAAAGUAACAGAAAUGUUGGUGAAUGUUCUGAGCAUUUGCUCUGAUGAUGAGCUGAUGACAGAGGGAGAAGAUCAAUUUGACGUAGGUACAGCUGCAGCGCGGAAAGAAAUAAUCAGAAACAAAAUCCGUGCAAUUGGCAAGAUGGCAAGAGUCUUCUCUGUUCUCAGGGAGGAGAGUGAAAGCGUGCUGACACUCAAGGGUUUGACUCCCACUGGAAUGUUACCUAGUGGAGUGUUGGCUGGAGGACGACAGACCCUGCAAAGUGACGCAUUCUAAUUGGAAACAAUAUUCUUAAAGUCUGAGUGCAGAAGACCAACUUAUACAAUGGUACGUGUUUUUCCUUUCCUUUUUUAUGAAGCACCGUCAUACUAGUAAGCCAUACAGUCUUUGUGUGAUGUGUUAGAGCAGAGUUCAACACCUGUUACCUAAGCACAACUAAAGAUUUACAUGAUGAAGUUUAUGAUGGUACCUUUCUCCUUGGCAGUGCUAAUGGAAAACUUCCCAACCCUCUCAAGACAGAAUUUUUCAUGAUUUGAUACUCUUAGUUUUGAUUAGUAUUGUGAGUAGCUGGAAUUGUGUAUGUGGAGAAAAUAUAGAUACAAUCUUUGUCUAGAAAGACCUCAUCGUACGUGGAGAGAACAGGUUCAGAUACGUGUUGGUCUGUAAGCACUCCGCUGCAACGGUGCUGGCUUCCUUUAGGAUCCUCUUGCAGUAUCUGUUGUCUGUUGUAGUUUCUGCCAGGUGUGAAGGGAGAUGUGUAGUAAAGGAAAAUUUCUUGGGCAGUUGUCAACCUGUUUAGUCUUCACCUGCUGCAUCAAUCCUGUUACUCUUCAGCAAGUGGUCAGUUAGAUAACAGGAUUAGGUCUAUGGGGUUUCUCUGGUAUUCAUUUUUUGCUACUGUGUUUCUGAAAGGUGGAGUCUGGAGCUGUCUCUAAUUCUUGCAUGGCUGAAGAGAAAAGAUUAUAUCCUCCCUCCCAGAAAACGGUAAGUAGUUUUGCAUUAUUUGCUUUAUGCUUUCUGUGUUUUAGGGAAAGAAAAAAAGCUCUGUGUGCCAUUACUCUGUUCUCAGUUAGGGAGGGGAGAGAGAGCUUGGAAAAAGCUCUGUCAGCUUUUGCAGCCUUUGGCCAUGUGAGACACGGUUGGUUCCUGGUAUGAGUUGUAGCAGCGAAGGCUUUUCUGCGUUGCACUGGGCUCAGUGGACCUGUGUGGGUCCCAGGGAAUAUGCCACUUCCUUCCCUGAACUCCUAGGUUAAAACAUUAUGUGCAGGGCAUUUAUCUGUACUGCACUGGCAGUAUCUGAGGGGGGCUCUCCUAUCCGUUCAGAGAAGUGUAAACGCACGUUAGUGAAACUGAGGAGCUGGCCCAAACAUACAGAAUGUGCUCCAGGCGCAAGCUGGGGUUUCCCUCUACUUUUAAAGCAGGGCUUUGUGCUGGUGAGCAACUUGCUGCCACCUGGUGAGCCAAACAGGCAAAACCAGCCUAGCUCAUUCAGCCUACACAUAAACACACCACCUCACGACCCAAAACAAUUUAGUGGUAAGCAACAGCUUUCUUUGCAAGCUUAUGAAAUGCCAAAUUGUGAAAUGGACAAAUUGCUCUAGCCUGCGUAUUUGAUUGUGAAGAAGGGCUAGGAGAAAGUAGGUAAGGGAGAUGCAGUCAGGUUCUGACAACCUGUCUCUGUAAUGUGACUUAAACUGGGCACUUCCACAUUUCUCAACAUUACGAUAGAAAGGUAUUAAAGAGGGUUUUUGUUAGAGAACCUGGCUGGGUUUUUGUAAAAUAAUUCACAUCAUAGCCUCAGCCUUCUCUGUCAGCUCAGCAGGAAAGUUUAGCUAUUUCAGGAAAUCUGUUGAGUACGAGAGAUUCUUCUGAGACAAUCAGUUUAAUCGUGCAGGAGUUUGGCAGAGGGGAGGUCCUUUUGCCUGGGUCAGAAGGACUAAGGCGUAGGGCUAACAGACAAGAUACAUCUUUUAUUAUACAAUGAGGAAUAUUAUGUGCUGUAAAUUAAGGCAAAUGUAAGUGCAAAAAGCUUUUCUGAAUCAUCAAGAAGGCAUAUUUGAUUAUGCAAAGUUUAAAAUUAUUCUUUUACACAUAUGGAUAGUCAGUGUCUGCAUAAAGCAUGUUACAUGUCCUUCAGUUUGUUUUAAAAAAGAAAACAAAAAAAACAGAAAAUCAUCUUCUAUUGACCAACAAUUGCCAGCAGCAAACGCCGGUAAUCACCACUUGUAUCACUUGCUAUCAUUGCAGCCAAAGUCUUCUGAUACAUUUGUGUGAACAUCUGCUUAAUUUGCACAAGGUCAAUCUGUGUGAAGAAGAAGAAGAAGGAGGAAAAAAAAAAAAAAGGCACAAAGCUUGAACACAAUGAUUUUAAUUCCCAGACAGGCACCCUGCCUCUCCUCCCUCAAAUGUUAUUUUCUUCAGGGACUAUAAAAUACAUGUCAAAGGGCAAAUGUGCAACUGAUUACAGGUCUUACAAGCUGGUUGUUCCCUCUAAGGAGAGACAAACAGCUCCCAAAGCAAACAGUGCAGCAACUGAUACUUUCUUUGUUUGGACCUUAGUAUCCCAAUUCUAGUAGUUGAACCUUUGAAGUUCAGAUGUUCAUCCGCUACAUAGGCAGGCAACCACAGUUAGGAAGGAAGGCAAACAGAGAUAAUUAAAUUAUUAGCCCCCCAAAAUUAUUAUAUGAAACCUUUAGAACAAAUCAACUUAUUCAUCUAAUUCUGAACAGGAUAAAAGCUUCAUUGCAAUUCAUAAUUUAGACAGCUUUCAGCUACAUGUGAAAUUUACAUCCGAAGUCUUUCCAUUCUGGGGAGGAGAGAGUUUCUUACCUCACUGCGAGUGACUACAAUUCUGAUAAGUGUAGAAUCAUCUGUGCCAGCUCCUUUCAUAGAGUGAUAAAGUCUUUCCGCAAAAAAGGCUGGGCGAUUUAAAGCACAUUGCA